AACAGUCAAUCCCCCUGCGCCUGCCCGUUGUCCUGAGGCUCUCAGGUUAAUCAAAACUGUCCUCAUAUACCAAUUUACGUUUAAUUCAUUAUCAACCAUCAUUUCGUCUCUCCUAAGAAUCUCGCAGCAAUCCACUUCCAUUAUUCCGAUCACCCCCCAAUUAUCCUCUAUGCUACAACCCUAACCCUAAUCUACUCUAUCAAUCGAAUUACUCUAAUUGAUUUGAAUAUUCGAUUCGAUUUGCUUUAAACAUUGAGGUAUGUACAGCAAUUUCAAAGAACAAGCGAUCGAAUACGUGAAACAAGCAGUACAAGAAGACAAUGCGGGAAACUAUGCCAAGGCUUUUCCGCUAUAUAUGAAUGCGUUGGAGUACUUUAAGACGCAUUUGAAGUACGAGAAGAAUCCUAAGAUUCGAGAAGCUAUAACUCAGAAAUUUACUGAAUAUCUCCGACGAGCUGAGGAGAUUCGGGCUGUUUUAGAUGAAGGUGGUGGCUCUGGCCCUGCUUCUAAUGGUGGCGAUGCGGCUAUUGCGGCUCGGCCUAAAGCUAAGUCCAAAGAUGGGGAUAAAGAUGGGGAAGACGCUGAACAGGCUAAGUUAAGGUCUGGCCUUAAUUCUGCGAUUAUUCGAGAAAAGCCCAAUGUAAAGUGGAGUGAUGUUGCUGGAUUAGAAAGUGCUAAACAAGCUUUGCAGGAAGCUGUCAUCUUGCCCGUUAAGUUUCCUCAGUUUUUCACUGGUAAAAGGCGACCAUGGAGAGCUUUUCUUUUGUAUGGGCCGCCUGGAACAGGAAAGUCAUACUUAGCCAAGGCUGUUGCAACUGAAGCAGACUCAACAUUCUUUAGUGUAUCUUCUUCAGAUUUGGUCUCAAAGUGGAUGGGUGAGAGUGAAAAGUUAGUUUCCAACCUUUUCCAGAUGGCUCGUGAAAGUAAUCCUUCGAUUAUUUUCAUUGAUGAAAUAGACUCGUUAUGUGGUCAAAGAGGAGAAGGAAGUGAAAGUGAAGCUUCUAGACGUAUCAAGACAGAACUCCUGGUGCAGAUGCAGGGUGUUGGACACAACGACGAUAAAGUUCUUGUUCUUGCUGCAACAAAUACACCAUAUGCUUUAGAUCAGGCUAUUCGACGGCGUUUUGAUAAGCGUAUUUAUAUUCCCCUACCAGAUCAAAAGGCUCGGCAGCAUAUGUUUAAGGUUCAUCUUGGGGAUACCCCUCACAACUUGACUGAGAGUGAUUUUGAAUUCUUAGCUCGUAAAACAGAGGGAUUCUCUGGUUCAGAUGUAUCUGUUUGUGUCAAAGAUGUACUUUUUGAACCUGUUCGUAAAACUCAAGAUGCAAUGUUCUUCUACAAGACAAAAUCUGAUAUUUGGGUGCCUUGUGGGCCUAGACAGCCAGGUGCUACCCAAACUACUAUGCAGGAUUUGGCAGCGGAGGGACUUGCUGCUAAGAUUGUUCCACCCCCAAUUACAAGAACAGAUUUUGAAAAAGUACUUGCUCGGCAGAGGCCAACUGUGAGCAAAUCAGACCUUGAUGUACAUGAGAGAUUUACGCAAGAGUUUGGCGAGGAAGGCUAAUUUUUUCCGAUGGAAGUUCAGUAUGUCAUUCCGAGGAGAUUGCAGAAGUUAUUACUAUACGUAAUACUAUGAUGCAAUGUCCAGCGAUCUCCUCUUGUUCAGAACUAUAUUCAAAUAUUUAAUAUCUGGAAAGAUAUUAAUUUGCCUUGUUUAAACAAAAGCCGUGUAAUUGUGCAUUAAUCUCGUUUCUCAUUCUUUCGGAAAAAAAACAUGUUUCGCAUUACUCCAUAUCAAUAGUAGCCUGCUUGGCACUUCUGAUGUUU
Molecule: messenger RNA, 1827 nt
Organism: Amaranthus tricolor (Joseph's coat)
Lineage: Eukaryota; Viridiplantae; Streptophyta; Magnoliopsida; Caryophyllales; Amaranthaceae
Product: protein SUPPRESSOR OF K(+) TRANSPORT GROWTH DEFECT 1-like
Exons: 8
Coding region: 260-1564 (434 amino acids)
Biological process (GO): endosomal transport; vacuole organization
Molecular function (GO): ATP binding; ATP hydrolysis activity
Source: RefSeq, a predicted model, not a curated record